AUGACGGAGACGAAGCGCAAGAAAGGCGCCGAUCUACCGCCAGAGAACGAGCGCUUCCUCCGAUGCUGCGCAGACAUCGCCAACGCCCUCAUCGAGGACCAUGAGGCCACCCAGGACUCGACACGCCCGAAGAAGGACUUGAACUUAAACUCGCUCCGGUCCAGGCUUGCCAAGAAGCACAAGAUCAACAACAUGCCCUCACUGACCGCCAUCAUCGCCGCCGUCCCCGAACACUACAAGAAGUACAUCCUGCCCAAGCUCGUCGCAAAGCCAAUACGAACAUCCUCAGGUAUUGCAGUUGUUGCCGUCAUGUGCAAGCCUCACCGGUGCCCACAUAUUGCAUAUACUGGCAACAUCUGUGUCUACUGUCCUGGAGGGCCAGACUCCGACUUCGAGUACAGCACCCAGUCCUACACCGGGUACGAGCCCACGUCUAUGCGAGCUAUCCGAGCACGAUAUGACCCAUUCGAGCAAGCCCGUGGCCGUGUUGAUCAAUUAAAGGCACUAGGGCAUUCGGUGGACAAAGUGGAAUACAUCAUCAUGGGAGGCACCUUCAUGUCCCUCCCGGAGUCAUACAGGGACGACUUCAUUUCCCAGCUGCAUAAUGCGCUCAGCGGAUACCAGACCUCAAACGUGGAUGAGGCGGUCGAGGCAGGAGAACUGAGCAAUACUAAGUGCGUGGGCAUCACAAUCGAGACACGGCCAGAUUACUGCCUGCAGCCACAUCUGUCGAGUAUGCUGCGCUAUGGCUGCACACGGUUGGAGAUCGGUGUGCAGUCUCUGUACGAAGAUGUUGCACGAGACACCAAUCGAGGGCAUACCGUUGCUUCUGUCGCAGAGACUUUCAGCCUUGCCAAGGACGCUGGGUUCAAGGUCGUUAGCCACAUGAUGCCUGAUUUACCAAAUGUCGGGAUGGAGCGCGACCUUGACCAGUUCAAGGAGUAUUUCGAGAACCCAGCCUUCAGGACAGACGGCCUGAAAAUUUAUCCAACCUUGGUCAUCAGAGGGACGGGUCUCUAUGAGCUAUGGCGGACAGGCCGCUACCAGAACUACACUCCAAACGGACUAAUUGACCUUGUCGCGCGGAUUCUGGCCCUUAUUCCACCAUGGACUCGUAUCUACCGUGUCCAGCGUGACAUUCCGAUGCCGCUCGUUACCUCUGGCGUCGAGAAUGGAAAUCUUCGAGAACUGGCCCUUGCUCGCAUGAAGGACUUUGGCACAACUUGUCGUGACGUACGAACCCGUGAGGUCGGUGUCAAUGAGGUCAAGAACAAGAUCCGCCCCAAUCAAAUCGAGCUUGUGCGCAGAGACUACACAGCAAACGGAGGUUGGGAGACAUUCCUUGCAUACGAGGACCCCAAACAGGACAUACUCGUCGGAUUGCUGCGGCUGCGGAAGUGUACCGAAAAGUACACGUACCGUGAGGAGCUCGUCGGUCAGCAGACGAGUUUGGUGCGUGAGCUGCACGUUUACGGAACAGCGGUACCUGUGCAUGCGAGGGACCCUAAGAAAUUCCAGCAUCAAGGGUUUGGAACCUUGUUGAUGGAGGAGGCAGAGAGAAUAGCGAGAGAUGAGCAUGGCAGCGAGAAGAUCAGCGUCAUCUCGGGCGUUGGUGUGAGGAGCUACUAUAAAAAGCUUGGAUACUGGCUAGAUGGGCCAUACAUGAGUAAAUGGCUGGAUGGAAGGCCGGAGAAGCAGGGUUAA
This is a messenger RNA of Diaporthe amygdali, 1704 nucleotides long. RefSeq names its product elongator complex protein 3. The transcript has a single exon. Gene Ontology annotation, biological process: tRNA wobble base 5-methoxycarbonylmethyl-2-thiouridinylation. Gene Ontology annotation, cellular component: cytoplasm; nucleus; elongator holoenzyme complex. Bases 1 to 1704 code for a protein of 567 amino acids. The record is from RefSeq and is a predicted model, not a curated record. Gene Ontology annotation, molecular function: acyltransferase activity, transferring groups other than amino-acyl groups; iron-sulfur cluster binding. NCBI's taxonomy places the organism in Eukaryota, Fungi, Ascomycota, Sordariomycetes, Diaporthales, Diaporthaceae.